ACGCUUAUUUGGCUAAAAUAGCAAACUAAAUCAAAGUUGAUUGAUUAUAUUGGUAACCAUAAGUUGGUGUGUCAAAGCUGAUUGAUUUUGUAUUUGGUUUUGUAGUUUUGCAUUAUUUUAUUUGGUUUUUAUAUUCAAAGGAGUAGAUUAACAAUUAUGGAUUUAAUAUUUUCUAUCACAAAAAGGGAUUAGCUUAGUGAAAAGACAAAACAAAAAAACUAAAACUAAAAAAGGAGGAGUAAAAGGACGAGUAAAUCAAAAGAAAGUACCUAGCAGUAAAAGUAAAGAAAAGAAUAAAAAUAAAAAACACAAAACUAAAAAGUACUCAUAAGUCGUAACAAUCAAGAAGGGAAAAGGAUGAGUAUGGCGGAUGAGUAUUACGAAUGAGUAUGACGGCAUAAGAAAAUAAAGAAAACGAGAUGGUGGCUGAAGAAAUAAGAUUAGAGAAAAGAAAAGAGAAUGACGGCAGAAAAGGAAAAAGUAUGGAGCGAAUUGAUGAUCCAGCGAGAAGGAAAAAGUAUGGCAUCAAAAACUUAAAGUUGCUUAAAAUUACAAAAUAACCGGGUGUAUGUACACCCGGAUGUAGGAUAUAAUUUGCCGGGAUGGGGGCAUAUUUGAUAAUUCCAUUCCAAAUCAUUAUAUGCUUUUUAAUUUAGAUUUAAAUAAUUCAACUGCAUCAUUCAUAUUGGUCCAUUUGGACAAAGUCACAAAGGUACGGUACAUUUGGGGUACCAUAGAAUCUACCAUAUUAUAAAUACAAAAGCAAGAUACAAACGCCCAAUUCAAGUCAAUUUGGCAGCAAAUAAAUAAAAUGGAGUCGUCGUCGUCGUCCAUUAUGAUAAUUUACAGCUGCAUGAUGGCAGUAGCGAUUAUUCCGGUGGGUUUCUGGGUAUGGGCAUUGUUGGAUUGGGUGUGGUUUAAGCCCGGCCAGAAGAUUGGAGGGGUGCCUUAAGCAGCAGGGUCUGAAGGGUAACCCCUACAGAGUCCUCCAUGGAGACAUGAAAGAAACAUCCAGAAUGGUAAAUGAUGCGGAUAACUCCCACCCGAUGAGUCCGUCCGACGAUGACAUUGCCCCCAGAAUGCUUCCACAUUUCCUUCAAAUCAUCAACAAAUAUGGUAAAAAUUGCUAUAUAUGGAUGGGUCCAACUCCUAUGGUGUUCAUCAUGCAUCCUGACCUAAUAAAAGAGGUUUUGAAUAAAAACUACCUAUAUCAGAAGCCUCACGCCAAUCCACUAGCAAGGAAUCUAGUUCAAGGAAUAUUCACCUACGAAAAUGACAAGUGGAAAAAACAUAGAAGGUUACUCAAUCCUGCUUUCUUUACCGAGAAGCUAAAGCUUAUGGAACCCGCAUUUAUGAUAAGUUGUGGUGAUAUGGUGAGAAAAUGGGAAGCGAGAGCCGAAGAGUAUUGUGAGGUGGAUGUGUGGCCGGACCUUCAAACCAUGACAAGCGAUGUCAUUUCUCGAACCGCAUUCGGGAGUAGCUACAAAGAUGGAAGGAGGAUAUUCGAACUCCAAACAGAACAAGCCUUGCACGUCACAGAAGCAAUGCGGCACGUUUAUGUGCCUGGAUGGAGAUAUGUGCCGACAAAGAGGCAUAGAAGAAUGCAUGACAUUAAGAAGGAAGUGAAAUCAUGCAUUCGAACCAUUAUAGAGAAAAGGUUGAACGCCAUGCAGGUAGGAAGGACAAACAAUGACGAUCUACUUGGAAUACUACUACAAUCUAACUUGCAAGACAUCAAGAAACAUGGGAACAAAGGGGCUGGGAUGAGCAUUGAGGAAGUCAUUGAGGAGUGUAAGUUGUUUUAUUUUGCAGGGCAAGAGACUACCUCUGUGUUACUCGUAUGGACUAUGGUUUUACUCGGCAGAUUUCGAGAAUGGCAAGCUCAAGCUAGAGAAGAGGUGCUGCAAGUUUUUGGUAGGGACAAGGAGCCACAUUUCCAAGGACUAAAUGACCUCAAAGUUGUGACAAUGAUUUUAUAUGAGUCCUUAAGACUAUACCCGCCAGGAACUAACUUGACUAGGAGUACGAUCGAGGAGAUAAAACUUGGAGAUAUAUGACAUUGCCUCCUGGGGUGAUGUUGUCAUUACCUAUACUUUUGCUACAUCUUGAUAGUGAUAUAUGGGGUGUAGAAGCUAAAGAGUUCAAACCAGAUAGGUUUAGCAAUGGUAUAAUGAAAGCAACAAAUGGAAAACACGCUUUCUUCCCAUUUGGUGGAGGGCCUCGUAUAUGCAUUGGCCAAAACUUUGCUUUGGUAGAAGCUAAAAUGGCAAUGGCAAUGAUUCUGCAACGCUUUUCCUUUGAGCUCUCUCCUUCUUAUACUCAUGCUCCAUUUACAAGAGCGACCACUCAACCAAAGCAUGGUGCUCCUCUUAUUAUGCAUAAGCUUUAGUGUUCCGUUUCUUAUGUUGGGGCUAGGGUCUCGGUUUUGGGAUUGAUGGUUCAAGACUUAUUUACACCUUGUGCAGUGUUUGCACUGUUAUACAUUUACUUUUGUUCAAGUCUGUUCGAUGAGAGAUUCCUCCAUUACGUAUCUCUUUUAUGUUCAUCACCAUAAUGUUCAUGAAUAAUAAAAAACAUAUUCUGCAUGCC
Cuscuta epithymum is the source of this 2589-nucleotide messenger RNA. Lineage: Eukaryota; Viridiplantae; Streptophyta; Magnoliopsida; Solanales; Convolvulaceae. The record is from the annotation of a GenBank genome assembly.